Molecule: messenger RNA, 2834 nt
Organism: Mya arenaria
Lineage: Eukaryota; Metazoa; Mollusca; Bivalvia; Myida; Myidae
Product: neuropeptide CCHamide-1 receptor-like
Exons: 2
Coding region: 171-1370 (399 amino acids)
Biological process (GO): G protein-coupled receptor signaling pathway
Cellular component (GO): membrane
Molecular function (GO): G protein-coupled peptide receptor activity
Source: RefSeq, a predicted model, not a curated record
CUUGGAUGGAGGUGAUUUACACAUUGUACAUUUUGGAAAAUGAUAUAUAUAAAUAUAAUUGAUAUGAAGGAAGCGGAACUAUUGCAUGGCAAGUGAGGUUAAUCGUUCUGUAUUCGAUAGUUGUCAAAGGUGCGAACCGAAAAGUUGCUAAGGUCGGACAAUUAAACAAGAUGUCUUCAGAAACAUUAUCUCUAGUCAACGGGACUAAUUUGACUGAAUCAAUCAAUAUGACAGAGGAUGUUGUGAAUAGUACGCCUACUGUUGAUGUUUACGAGGAGCCACACGAAAACUUGGAAGCCAUCCUCGUGCCCAUUCUCUUCGCUAUAAUAUUCCUUAUUGGCGUCGUGGGAAACCUUACUUUAAUCUUUACGGUGUUGAGAAAUAAGUCUAUGCGAAAUACUCCUAACAUCUUUGUAGUCAGUUUAUCCGUUGGCGAUUUGCUGUUAUUAUUGUGUUCCGUGCCGUUUUCAUCAACGCUUUUCACGUGUUUCUCUUGGCCCUUUGGGAGAUUUUUGUGUAAAUUGAACGAAUACAUGCAAACACUUUCUCUUGGUGUCUCGGUAUUUACACUUACUGCCCUAAGUGGUGAUCGGUAUAUUGCCAUUGUUCACCCCAUGAGCAAACACACAGGAAAACCAACGCUUAUAACAGUGGUAACUGUGGUGGGAAUUUGGAUUCUUUCCGCCGCUCUCGCCAUACCGGAGGCGGUUACAUCAAAUGUUCUCUAUUAUGAAGGAGCAGCACCCAUGGAUAAUGGCAGCAUCACCAUCUUACCAGUAACUAUUGCGAUUUGUAAAAUAUAUCCGGAAAACAGUUUGCCAGUAUGGUAUAACAAAGCACACUCUAUGUUCAGAUUCAUAGUGUUCUUUGUAAUACCUGUCCUCGUUAUCGCAAUGUUCUACGUCAUGAUGGCUAGAAUCCUGAUAAUCAGUAGUAAAGCAUUGCCCUGUGAAUCCGUGAAAGGGUCAGCGAUGAAUCAACAACAGAAAAGGCAAAUUCAAGCGCGUUUGAAGGUGGCAAAAGUUGUUCUUUCCUUUGUCGUCAUCUUUGUUUUAUGCUGGCUACCACGUCACAUUUCGAUCCUAGCAGGCCACUUCGCCGAUCCGGAGUACAAUAUGUUUUGGCAUGUUCUAAAGAUAACAUCGUUUUGCUUGACUUAUAUCUACUCAUGCGUGAAUCCAUACGCGCUCUACUUUCUGAGCAGUCAGUAUAGGAAGUAUUACAACCGCUACUUGUUCUGUUGCUGCCCUAAGGGCUCUUAUAUAGGUUUACCGGGCGGGGAACAUUCGGCUAUGUACAACUUUAACAGCACGAUGCGCAGGGGAAGUACGACUUGUACGGGCAUGGUGCAAUCACAGUCCAUGUGUUAAGACUGUGAAUGGUGACAUCGUACGCAAUAACACAGAAAAAGUAAAUAUGAAUAUUUCUGAAUGUUUGCAAUAUUCAGUUUUUCUCAAUCGAUGUUAGUGUAGAAACAAACAACAUUAUUUUCUCACAUAUUGUCAUGAAAUAAUGUUACAUUUCAAAACUAUUUUAAUAAUGAUUCCAAGCUCAACUCUUAUUGUAUAUCCAAUACGAUAUCGAUAUAUUCAUUUUAAUUAUUAUCAAGUAUGUAAUAUAACCACUGUAAACAACAAGAGACUAUUCUUCAUGUCAUUCAGAAAUAGUUCGGCAAAGGAAAGGCAUCCAACGAGAUUUUCAGCUUUUUAAAGUAGAAAAAAAAAAUGUCUCGUAUAGAUAUAAUUAUUCAGUAUUGCAUUAUUUUUUCAUUCAUGUCUACACGUUAUGCUAUUUAUGGAUGUAAUGUAGGUGUAAAUAUAGAAUUGUUCGUAGGAUUGUGUCUUUACAUUUUAACAGCAAACGGCACGAAAUGAAUGGAUUGUUACACUAAGGCUAUACCUAAAGGAACAGUUCAUUGACAUUAUCAUGACUCAGCACGCUUGUAGGUGCUAGUUGUCGUUCUUAUCGUGUUAUCAUCAGUGAAAGUAUAUUAAUGAAAUACUACAACUACAUCCGAGACGCAAUAUAUUCGUUUCGUCAAGACCAAAGUGUUGUAUUUUACCAGCUGCUGCAAUGUUGCUCCCAAGUGUUUCGUUCAUACAUAUACAUAACAUUUGUUUUAUGUACGGUGUUUCAGAUUAAAUGGCAUGAUAAACUAAAGUGUGAAUUUGAACUCGCGGAAAGAAAAUUGAGCGUGUUGAAACACCACGAAACAACAAGUUGUUCUUCCCAUUGUAACAAGUUCGUCAUUGUCAUUUUUAGACACCGCUUGUGAGGAAUGCUUGUGAAAAUGAUGCUUUAUUCAAUUUGUUCUUGAUUAUCACAAAUGAGAUCCUGAUACCUAGUAAGUAAUCGUGUUCGUGUAGUGAAUUUGUUAGAUAAGGUAUAGACUGUAGAAAUAGAAAAAAAAGUUUUACAGUUACAGUAUAUUCAUUUUCUCUGACACCUUUGUAGCAUGAAUGUUUACCAUCUGUUAAAUGUUCGCGAAGUUAUUGUUUUGAGUUAGGAGCUUAACUAUCCAGGCAACAAUACGCAGUGUGAAAUGCAGUGGUGUGAAGUUAUGCUUAGGAAAAUUACUAUUACCUACGUAAUUAAUUGUUAAACGCUUCGUUGCGUUGACAUUUGAAAUUCGGGAACGGCAUCGUUUCUUUUUUAUCUAUCUAUUAUGACUACCGUCCAAAUAUGAUGUUCUGUAUUUCAUUUACAGAAACAACAUUAACUUUUAUUCAAAUGCACUUUAUUUAUUGAUAGUUAUCCUUAAAACGAUUGAAUACAGGCGUGCAUAUUGUUUAUUAAUAUGUUGUCAAUCUUUCUCUGUAAAUGUGAUGAAAGAA